This is a messenger RNA of Ostertagia ostertagi, 1128 nucleotides long. NCBI's taxonomy places the organism in Eukaryota, Metazoa, Nematoda, Chromadorea, Rhabditida, Trichostrongylidae. The record is from the annotation of a GenBank genome assembly.
CCACGUGCUGGUCGUGAUAAGGAUGACGACCGUUAUCCACCCCGGUUCAACGUUCCUCUUUGGGAUAGACGUAUUCCGAUCAACGAUCCUCUUGCCAUCGAAUGCCAUGUGGAUGCGAAACCCGUGGCUGAAAUCGAGUGGUUCAAGGAUGGUGAGAGUAAACUGGAAGCUAGUGAAGGCAUCGAAAUUCGAAACACCUCUGAUGGAGCCUGUCGUGUGCGAAUCGCCAAAUUCGGAAAGGAAGACGUCGGUGUCUAUCUGUGCGUGGCCAAGAAUCCACUCGGUGUUGCCGACACUAGGUCGACGUAUUCUGUUGAAGUGAUGGAAAAGGAGGAAGUAGUAGAAAAGAACGAGUACGCUCCACGAUUCAACCCAGGACUCGAAGACAGAACUGUGAAUCUUGGACAAAGCAUUCACCUUUCGUGCACUGUUGAUGCGAUUCCAAAAGCCGGCGUAAGUGAUGAAGGCGCUUAUCGAUGUGUGGCCUCGAAUGAACAUGGAUCUAUCAACACCGGUUGUAUGGUCACAGUCAAGGUGCCAAAGGCUGAGGCAAAGAAAGAGGGAGAAGAGCCGUUCUUUACCAAAGGACUUGUUGACAUUUGGACCGAUCGUGGUGAAUCAUUCACGUUGAAAUGCGCUGUUCAAGGCGAUCCCUUCCCGGAGAUCAAAUGGUACCGCAACGGAAUCCUGGUACGUGACUCUCCAAGGACGACGAUCGAAACGUCUGCGGAUGGCAGCUGCACCUUGACAGUAAAGGAAUGCACGAUGAGUGACGAAGGUAUCUACAGAUGUGAAGCUGAGAACAAGCACGGAAAAGCGAAAACCCAGGCUACGGCACAUGUCCAGGUCUCACUUGGCAAAGGCGAUAUGCCGAAACUCGAAAUGGGAUCACCUCCAAGGUUCAUCAUCCCUCUCGAAGACCAGACAGUUCUCAUCGGUGGAGUUAUCGAUCUCGAAUGCAAGGUCACCGGAGAACCGAUGCCGCAGGUGAAAUGGUCCAAGGAUGGUGGCCCAAUUUGGGAAGACUCACGUUACGAAUGGGACAUCGAUGAGGCAAAGAGGUAUUUACCACUACGGAAUAAAUCGCACAGUUGCACGGACGAGGCACAUUCGAUGGUGUUGCCACAA